Molecule: messenger RNA, 604 nt
Organism: Didymodactylos carnosus
Lineage: Eukaryota; Metazoa; Rotifera; Eurotatoria; Philodinida; Philodinidae
Source: the annotation of a GenBank genome assembly
CGAAGUCAUCAGUUUUGUAGAGCUUGAAAUUCUCUAUCUUUUGAUAUUCAGGGCAUUUUUUUCAUAAAUGAAAAAUGAGAGAAAAAUGCAUCAGAAUUUAGUGCAAUUUAUCUUGGAUCACCCGUUAAUUUGACAAGUAUUAGUGGAAAAGGCUAAAAAAAUUCUGAACUUUUGUAUUUAGUUAUCGGGACGAACAAUCAAAUGUAGCUUAGCAAAAGAUAACGGACGUGCAGCUGAAUUUAUACGUAAACGCGUCUAUAGUGAUAAAACGAAAUGCUAUGAAUGUGGAGAAAUGGGUCAUUUGAGUUAUUCUUGUCCAAAAAAUUCACUUGGAGCUAGACAACCACCAUCGAAGAAAAAAUCAAAGAAAAAAAUCCAGAAGCAACAGCAACCACAACAAUCUUCCCAGUUAGAAGAGAACAAAAAAGCCAACAUGUUUUUGGAUGAUAGUGACAUUGAUGAAGAUCCUGCGCUAGAUACGUUGGCAUCGGCAAUUGCCUAUCAGCAAAAUUUGACAUCAAAUGACACAUCAUCAAAUCAAACAACACAUAAACGUUAUCGUCAAAGUACAUAUUUUAGUGAUGAAGAAGAUGUUUUGGAUUGA